Molecule: messenger RNA, 2572 nt
Organism: Dipodomys spectabilis (banner-tailed kangaroo rat)
Lineage: Eukaryota; Metazoa; Chordata; Mammalia; Rodentia; Heteromyidae
Gene: Mgat2
Product: alpha-1,6-mannosyl-glycoprotein 2-beta-N-acetylglucosaminyltransferase
Exons: 1
Coding region: 511-1857 (448 amino acids)
Biological process (GO): protein N-linked glycosylation; oligosaccharide biosynthetic process
Cellular component (GO): Golgi membrane; Golgi stack
Molecular function (GO): alpha-1,6-mannosylglycoprotein 2-beta-N-acetylglucosaminyltransferase activity
Source: RefSeq, a predicted model, not a curated record
GGAGGGGUGUGGGCCGAAGGGCCGCGGCGAUUCGCGGGCCAGUAAGCGGGUUGUCAGAACGGUCGCCACCGGAGUGAGGCGAGGCUGCGUCUUUGGGUAUCGGCGGCCAGGGGCCCGAGUGAGGAUGAGAGUGCGGAGGACGCAGGGCCGCUGGAGGCGCAGGUAAAGACACCAGGGUGCGGUAGAACGGCAGCUGGGCUUCUUCCGGGACCCGUGGUGCUGAAUGGAAAGGACCGAGACGACGCCGAGCCGUGGUUCCUAGCGGCGGGGCCGCAGCUCCAGCUGCCGCUUGCCAGGCGAGAAUGUGCGGAGCCCGGGCAACGCGGGGCGGCUGAGCGCCUUCGGGCCCCAGGACCUCCGGGGCCCGGGAUGAGUUAGCGAGGGCAGCCGCGGGGUGGGGGGGCAGUUCCUACGGCUACAGGCCAGCGCUGCGGCCGCCGCCCGCCCGCCCGCCCCUUCCGAGCAGAGGCCGCCAGCCCCUUUCCGUGGCCAUCGCUGGCCCUGGAGACCAUGAGGUUCCGCAUUUACAAACGGAAGGUGCUAAUCCUGACGCUCGUGGUGGCCGCCUGCGGCUUCGUCCUCUGGAGCAGCAAUGGGCGACAAAGGAAGAACGAGGCCCUCGCCCCGCCGCUGCUGGACGCCGCCGAGCCCGCACCCCGUGCGGGCGGCCGCGGCGGAGACCAUCUCGCCGUGUCGAUGGGUAUCCGCAGGGUCUCCAACGAAUCGGCGGCUCCUCUGGUCCCCGCGGUCCCACAGCCCGAGGCGGACAACCUGACGCUGCGGUACCGGUCCCUGGUGUACCAGCUGAACUUUGAUCAGACGCUGAGGAAUGUAGAGAAGACCGGCACCUGGGCCCCCCAAGAGCUGGUGUUGGUGGUCCAGGUGCACAACCGACCCGAAUACCUCAAAAUGCUGCUGGACUCACUUCGCAAAGCCCAGGGCAUUGAUAACGUCCUCGUCAUCUUUAGCCACGACUUCUGGUCGACAGAGAUCAAUCAGCUGAUCGCUGGAGUGGAUUUCUGUCCGGUUCUGCAGGUGUUCUUUCCUUUCAGCAUUCAGUUGUAUCCCAAUGAGUUUCCUGGCAGUGACCCCAGAGAUUGCCCCAGAGAUGUAAAGAAGAGUGCAGCUUUGAAAUUGGGGUGCAUUAAUGCCGAGUAUCCUGACUCUUUUGGCCAUUAUCGAGAGGCCAAGUUCUCCCAAACAAAACAUCAUUGGUGGUGGAAGCUGCAUUUUGUAUGGGAAAGGGUCAAAGUUCUUCAAGAUUAUUCUGGCCUAAUACUUUUCUUGGAAGAGGAUCACUACCUAGCCCCAGACUUUUACCAUGUCUUCAAAAAGAUGUGGAAAUUGAAGCAGCAAGAGUGUCCUGAGUGUGAUGUUCUCUCCCUGGGAACCUACACUGCCAGUCGUAGUUUCUACGGCAUCGCUGACAAGGUAGAUGUAAAAGCUUGGAAAUCUACAGAGCACAAUAUGGGGUUAGCUUUGACCCGGGAUGCAUAUCAGAAGCUGAUAGAGUGCACAGACACUUUCUGUACUUAUGAUGAUUAUAACUGGGACUGGACUCUUCAAUAUCUGACUGUAACUUGUCUUCCAAAAUUCUGGAAAGUGAUGGUUCCUCAAGCUCCUAGGAUUUUUCAUGCUGGAGACUGUGGUAUGCAUCACAAGAAAACAUGUAGGCCAUCCACCCAGAGUGCCCAAAUUGAGUUACUCUUAAAUAAUAACAAACAGUACAUGUUCCCAGAAACUUUGAUAAUCAGUGAGAAAUUCACUAUGGCAGCCAUUUCCCCACCCAGGAAAAAUGGAGGGUGGGGAGAUAUUAGGGACCAUGAACUCUGUAAAAGUUAUAGAAGACUGCAGUAAAGGAAAAAAAAAAAAAAGCAAAAAUGACAGUCUUCUAUUUUUGAUAUUUGUUUCAAUAGGACAUACAAUUAGAUAAAAGAGUUUAGGACCUGGUUUCUGCUUUAAUACAAAGAAAUUCUUGUAAAAGAUAUCCAAAUAUAUAGUAAUCUUUUCCAGUUAUGUCUGAUCAAAAUUUAAAAACAAGUUUUCAUUUUGGAAAUUGGGUUUAAAAGCUCAGUCUGUAUCUGCUGAAGAUAAUGAUUAUUAUUAGUUGAUAUGAGGAAAGAGGGGGAAUUUUAUUUAAAUUGCAUCUGUUAAUCUUUUUAUCAGAAACUUUGUACACUUUUCCACUUUUGAAACUUAUUUUAAGUACAACAAAGAUUAUUUAAAACUGUCAUAGCAGUUAAAAGUAUUAAAAUGAAAUCAUUAAGAGUAUUAAUGGAACAGCAGUUUCACUCUUGACAUUGUUAUUAGGAAAGGAUUACUCUAUUGGUUUAAUAACUCAGAAAUUGCAUUUGUUAAACACCCUGUCUGAACAGUUAUUUUCAGUAUUAAGGAUUCCUGUACUAUUGUGUUAAGAUUUGCCUGUGCUUUGGAACCUUCAUAGAACACACUUUCUUUUGGAAUGUAUUUGAUGAGAAAGUUUAAACAUUUUCACCUCAAUGUAGAAAUACAGUGGUUUUGAUUUUUUUUCUUUAGUGCUGCCAAAAUAAAAUACUCAUUUUUGCAUAAAAAA